Trichophyton verrucosum HKI 0517 is the source of this 1359-nucleotide messenger RNA. RefSeq lists its product as uncharacterized. Gene Ontology annotation, molecular function: metal ion binding. The transcript has 3 exons. The record is from RefSeq and is a predicted model, not a curated record. NCBI's taxonomy places the organism in Eukaryota, Fungi, Ascomycota, Eurotiomycetes, Onygenales, Arthrodermataceae. Bases 1 to 1359 code for a protein of 452 amino acids.
AUGAAGUUCGCCCACAGUUACGUGAGCACCCUCGAGAAUGAGGGCUUCCCUUCGCAAUGGGUGAGGUCGGCCAUCUCGUACCGCCAGCUGAAGAAGUGCAUCAAGCGGGUGCAGAGCGAGCUGCUGUCGCUGGGACUCAGUCCAGAUGUGCUCAACCGCUUCUGGCUGACUGAGGACGGCAGCCUGGCCGAUGGCGAGGGAGAUGGCAGGUUGGCCCGUGUGGGAUUUGCAUAUUCGCUCAGGGAAUGUAAAUCUUCCUCCUCCCUGCGCCCCGUUCUGACGUUCGCCAUGGGCCCGGACGAUAAGCCCCCCCGCGAACUACUUAGUUAUCCCGCCAUCGCACAAACGGACAGCAGCAGUAUCAGGUCCAACAGCACGAGCAGCAGCACCAGCAGCAGUGGCGGAAAUAAUCCCUGUACCGGUGAAUCCGAGAGCUCCUGCACCACGAAAACCGACGCGGACGGGCCCUAUCAGUCGAUCGAGAUCCCCCUCUCCUCCGACUCAGAGUUCUUCCGUCUGCUCAAAGUUGGUCUCUCCAACCUGGAGGACCUACAAGCGCACGAAAAGAAGGACCUUGACAGCCAGGUUGCCCUGCUUCGCGAAAGUAUUGUCGAAGUCACAAGCCCGGCGACUCCUACCAAAAAGGCCGAUCAAGUUGCCAUCUAUGCCUGGCGCGAAGUCUUCCGCAUCUACAUGGAGAUGCAGGUCUUCUUCUCCACAGGCGAAGCAGACUCCGGCGAGCGGUCGUCAGAGGUUGCCCGCCAGCGCCUCGAAGCCUUCCAGAAGCAGCUGGUCAAGCAGCAGCACGCCAAGAAGCUUGGGCGCAACGGCCGGCGCGCCCUUGAGAUGUUUAUGCAUAUCAACCUCGCGGUGCUGCAGAAUCUCAAGUUUCAGGAAAUCAAUGGCAUGGCACUGAGCAAGAUCCUGAAGAAGUUCGACAAGCAAACCGCGCUUCACGCGCGAUCCGCCUUUACUAAAACAGGACCGUUUUCCGCCAGCAGUCUCUCAAGGUCUGUCUGCCAGGCGAUCUCUGAGCAGAUAUUAGUAGUUGUGCCGCAGCUGGACGACUAUCUUUGCCCAGUCUGUUUCACUAUCUCCUUCAAGCCGGUCAGGCUGAGAUGCUCCCACGUUUUCUGCAUUCGGUGCCUAGUCGUCAUGCAACGCCAGCAACAGAACCACUGUCCCAUGUGCCGAGCCGAGGUUGUCAUGGAGGCAACAAGCAAAAACCUAGACCAAAAGCUGUUGACCUUCCUGCAGUCAUCCUUUCCCAAGGAAACCAAAACAAAGCAGAGGGAGAACGAGCGAGCCGCAAUGGUAGAUGUCUACGGCGAGCCUACCGACGUAUGCAACAUGAUGUAA